GCUGCGGCUGUUACUCAGUAAUCCUCAGGGAAGUUUUGUCACGUUUUAAGGGAGGAGCUUGUGUCGGACCUUGUGACUUUUAUUUUAGAGACUUCACUCCUGGACAGUAAAAGUGGAAAUAAAUGUCGGAGGCACAACGGGGAUGACUUGACAUUAUCAAGAUCCAAACGGAGAGAAUUCUGGACUAUGCGGGAGGAGCUGCGAACCUGACAGAGCCGUGCAUUCAGCUCAUUCUGCUUCUCCAUGCAGCCGAUGAUCAGCGUCUGGGUGCGGGACCCGCGCAUGAGAAAGAACGACUUCUGGCAUGCCUACAUAGACUAUGAAAUCUGCCUGCACACCAACAGUGUGUUCUUCAACAAGAAGGUUUCAAGUGUGAGGAGGAGGUACAGUGAGUUCGUGUGGCUCAGACAGAAACUACAAGAAAACGCGCUGCUGAUGAUUCAAGUACCGAAGCUCCCCCCGAAGAACCCGUUCUUCAGCAUGAACAACGCCCAACAGGUCACCGAGCGCAUGACGGGGCUGCAGAGGUUUUUGGAGCAGAUCCUCCUCAGCCCCCUGCUGAUGUCCGACAGCUGUUUGCACCUUUUCCUGCAGUCGACGCUCAGCGUUCCCAAGAUGGAGGCGUGCGCCGCCGGAAAGACCAACUACUCCGUGGCUCAAGCCGUUCAGAGCUGCGGCCUGAGGCGCUUCCACUCCGAGGAGGCGCUGGACGGGGAGGAACCGGGCGCGUCCGGUGACUCGGACUCAGACAGGUAGCGCAGCCUUUCAUCGCACGCAACAUUCCGCUGUUUCCCAGAAGUCUGAACACGCCUCUGCUCCCUGUCUCGUCUUG
Messenger RNA from Betta splendens (Siamese fighting fish), 832 nucleotides. It is a transcript of the gene snx10b, whose product is annotated as sorting nexin 10b. The coding region runs from base 244 to 756 and encodes 170 amino acids. Gene Ontology annotation, molecular function: phosphatidylinositol binding. Gene Ontology annotation, biological process: intracellular protein transport. The record is from RefSeq and is a predicted model, not a curated record. Lineage: Eukaryota; Metazoa; Chordata; Actinopteri; Anabantiformes; Osphronemidae. The transcript has 5 exons.